Molecule: messenger RNA, 890 nt
Organism: Uloborus diversus
Lineage: Eukaryota; Metazoa; Arthropoda; Arachnida; Araneae; Uloboridae
Exons: 5
Coding region: 115-819 (234 amino acids)
Source: RefSeq, a predicted model, not a curated record
UGCGUGUGACGUGUCUUUUCGGUUGACCGUCACCAAAUUUCCUUUAGUACUACAUAAAAGGGUAUGAUCUUCGACAUUUUAUAAAAGAAGACUGUUUUCUGUGAUAUUCGACACAUGAAGAUGAUGCUGCUAUUUACAAGCGUAAUUUGCUUUCUUGGGCUGUCUAUGCAGACAGCGGAAGCAGCGAGUUGUCACAUGCGAGAAGUUGAUCUGUGUUUGGCAACAGUUUUACUUAGUGCAACAGAAGGUGUGCCAGUCACAGAUGAAGAUGUGGACAAAACUUGCGAGCCCAUUCAAGAGGGAAUUGAAUGCAUGGGAAAUUAUUCACAAUCAUGCUUCACACCCUUAUUCCAAGAAGUUUUUGACAUGGUCAUUGCAGAGCCAAAGAAAUACCAAUCUCUAAUGUGCACUCCUGGAACAGAUGAAAGAGCGAGAUACCUAAAGAAUGCACCAUGCUUCCGAAAAGUGUUAUCAAACGACAACGUCCGACCUCACAUUGAAGAUUUAAUGACAGCUUUAGAAAAAGCAACAGACUCAAAAUUCCAAGACAGAAUUCCAAUUAUGUGCUGUGGAAUGCAGAGGAUGUUCAAGGCGGCCCUCAAUAUGGUAGAGCAACAAUGUGGUAAGGCAGUGAUUGAAGACGGCAACAUGAUGAUCGGAAUGUCUGCUUCCAGCUUGUCAGAUAUCUUCUGCAGAGGUUAUGAGCCAGAUACUCCAAAAUGUGCCCUCUUGCCACCCUCUGGAACACCCUCGAAAGGUUCCGAUUCCAAACUCCAAAUCAUCCAGUUCAUCAAUACCGCUCUCGCUAACUGGCAGUGAAUACCUACGUCUCAGUGAUGUAAUUGUUGAUUUUUUUUCCGCAAUAAAUAAAAAGUUGUUUUGUUAUAAAA